This is a messenger RNA of Onychostoma macrolepis, 2488 nucleotides long. RefSeq names its product guanylate-binding protein 1-like. The coding region runs from base 207 to 2162 and encodes 651 amino acids. The record is from RefSeq and is a predicted model, not a curated record. Gene Ontology annotation, molecular function: GTP binding; GTPase activity. The transcript is spliced from 10 exons. Lineage: Eukaryota; Metazoa; Chordata; Actinopteri; Cypriniformes; Cyprinidae.
AUCAAGCACAUCUGUUCAAUUUCACAAUGAUUAAUGACCUUUAGAUUUGAGGUCAAAUGUAGUCUCUGUACCUAUUUAAGAAACUUUUGACACUUGACACAACGUUUAAACAACAUGCACUGUUCAACAGCAGCAACUUAAUGUAUUUUUUUAGAUAAGUAAAGCACAGUUUGAUGAGUAACUGCACUGAGUGAAUAUAUGAGAUAAUGCGUGUCAUACCUUUUCCAUCCCAAUCUGAUACGCUUUCAGAGCUUCUUGAACAGCUGUCUGGUUCUGUAGAUUUGCAAGAGCAACAACUGCAUUGUCUAGACGCAGUCAUGGCGUGUAGCAGGCUCAUGUCCGCUCCGGUGUGUCUCAUUGAAAACGAUGAAAAUGGGCAGCUGCGUGUGAGAAAAGAGGCCAAAGUCAUUCUGGAUGGGAUCAGUGAGCCGGUGGUGGUGGUGUCUGUGGUGGGAGUCUAUCGUACGGGGAAGUCUUACCUUAUGAACCGCCUGGCAGGACAACAGUCAGGAUUUGCUCUCGGCAGCACUAUUGAAUCAAAGACUAAAGGCAUCUGGAUGUGGUGUGUCCCUCAUCCCUAUAAAGAAGGACACACUCUUGUGCUGCUGGACACAGAGGGACUUGGGGAUGUAAGGAAGGGGGAUGAGAAACACGACACAUGGAUCUUCUGCCUGGCUGUUCUUCUCAGCAGCACUCUAGUGUACAACAGCUUAGGAGUCAUUGACAACACGGCACUGGAAAAGCUGCACUAUGUUACUGAGCUGACGGAGAACAUUCGUGUGAAGGCAGAAAAGAGUCAAGACGAGGACAAGUCGGCAGAUUUCAUGCGUGUUUUUCCAUCGUUUGUCUGGGCUGUUCGGGACUUUACUCUGGAACUGAAAAUAGGAAAUAAUCCAAUAACAUCAGACGAGUAUCUGGAGAGUGCACUGACACUCCAAUCAGGCUGUUCGCCUCGGAUUGAGAAGUAUAACCUGCCCCGUCGCUGUCUGCGCCAUUUCUUUGCGGUGAGGAAUUGUUUCGUCUUCCCCCGGCCUGCUAGUACCCAAAACAUGAGAAGAAUGGAAGAGCUGACUGAGAAAGAACUGGAGUCAGAGUUCCUUGAGCAGGCAAACACCUUCUGCCAUUACAUUUUUGACAGUGCAGAACCAAAAACGGUCAGCGGAGGCCGUAUAAUUACUGGAACAGCUCUGGGUAAUCUCGCUGAGGUUUACGUAGAGGCGAUACGCAGCGGGAAGAUUCCUUGUUUGGAGAACGCAGUGCUGUCUCUGGCUAAGAUCCAGAACGUCCGUGCAGUGGAUGAGGCCCUGCAGUGCUACGUGACAGAGUUGUUCAGCAUGACUCAGCUUCCUAUGCGCCCAGAAGAGCUGUCCAACAUCCACACAGAUGCAGAGAAGAAAGCAGUUGAAGUUUUCAUCACCAUGUCCUUCAAUGACAAUGACCAGAUCUACCAACAAGAGCUCAUGGGGAAAAUGUAUGAUGAAUAUCAGCAGAUGUGCCAGCAGAAUCAGGAAGAAUCUAUCCAGCAGUGUAAAGCUGUUCUGCGUGAGGUGUUUGAUACACUGGAAAAGGGUGUUUCUGAUGGAUCAUACCUGAGAUCUGGAGGAUACCGACAGUACAGAGACAUGCUCACACAGCUGACCAAUGACUACAGAGCAAGAACACACUCACAAAUAAUGAGUGAAGAAGUGUUGAGCAAGUUUUUGAAAGAAAAGGAGGAUAUUGGAAAUAUGAUUCUACAAGCUGACCAAUCUCUCAGUGAAGCGGAACAGGAAAAAGAGGUGCAGAGGUUGAAGAAUGAGAUUUUAGAGCAACGCCAAAGAGGUCUAGAGAAACAGAACCUGUUACAGGAGCGGGCUUUUAAAGACAUGCAGAGAUCCCAUAAGGAACAUGUGGAUCAGAUCAUUCGUCAGAUGGAAAGAGAGCAGGAGAGAAUGAGGAGAGACAAUGAACGAGUCCUGGAAGCCAAACUAAGAGAGAAAGAUGUUCUUCUACAGAAUGGUUUACAGGAGCAAGCCUCACAGAUGCAGAGGCAGAUUGACCGCUUAAGUUCAGAAAUGCAUAAAGAGAAGUCAAAACCAUCCACACUCAGCCGGAUUGCGGACGGUAUCAGUGCCACAGCAGAAUUGAUCUUGCCGGGCUUUGUCAUGAAAUGGUUCAAAUAAGAGCGAGUAUGCUUCUCUCACACAAAGGUCUGAUUUUUCUUUUAUGCCAAAAAUCAUUAGGAUAUUAAGUAAAGAUCAUGUUCGGUGAAGAUAUUUUGUAAAUUUCCUACUGUAAAUAUCAAAACUUAAUUUUUGAUUAGUAAUAUGCAUUGCCAAGAACUUAAUUUGGGCGAUUUUCUCAAUAUUUUGAUUUUUUUUUGUACCCUCAGAUUUUCAAAUAGUUGUAUCUCCUGUCCUAUCCUAACCAUACAUUAAUGGAAAGCUUAUUUAUUCAGCUUUCAGAUGAUGCAUGAAUCUCAAUUUCGAAAAAUUGACCCUUAUGACUG